AGUGAUUAAGGGAGUAUAGACAUGAUCGGUUGGUUUAGGACUCGAACCUAAAUGGACGUGUAAUAUGUAAUGAUGACUAAUGUGGGGGAAGGAAUGGAAAGGCAUUGUAAUCUUAAAACCAUAUGAUCCAAACUCAGGACAUCAAAUCUUGGCUCAGACGUAGCUGUUGAGCUUGAAAGCAAAUGGAAGAAGGGCAAGUAAGAGAGGGAUUUUUGUGAGUGAUAGGAACUUUCUACUUUCAGUUCCUUUCGUGGUUCGAUUUGUUCAUCAAUGAACUAUGAGGUUAGGAUUUCUCAAGUUUCUUUGAGGAAUUUCAUCAAACAGGUUCAAGAUCUGAAGUAAAUUACCUUUGGUGGAAUCAUUUCCUGGUGUUGUUUUGAGGUAGUGAGCAGCUCCUAUAGUCAUGGCGUCCGAUCACCACCCUCACUGUCUCCACCGUCUCCACCGUCUCCACCGCCUCCUCCUUGGCGUCGAUGCGACGGCGCCGCCGUCCAAUGGAACCAGAACCAAAAAUUCGUACAGCAACGAAGCGAAUUUCGACACGAACAUGGUGAUAAUCCUCGCCGCGUUACUCUGCGCCUUGAUUUGCGCUCUCGGACUGAACUCAAUCGUUCGGUGUGCCCUCCGCUGUACUCGGCGGUUCACCUUCGAGAACGGUGGCGGCUCCACCACGCGCCUCACUGCCAGAGGGCUGAAGAAAAGCGCAUUACGCCAAAUUCCUGUCGCUGUUUACGGGUCGGAGUCGGGUAAAGGGAUCCGAGAAACGGAUUGCCCUAUCUGCCUUGGGGAUUUCAUCGUCGGUGAGAAAAUCAAAGUUCUCCCAAAAUGUAACCACGAAUUUCACGUUCGAUGUAUCGACACCUGGUUGGCUUCCCACACGUCGUGUCCGACAUGUCGUCAAUCGCUUCUCGAACAACAGUCAAAUCCCCAACCUGCGGAACCUGAAGUCGGAAACCAACCCGCCGGCAAUUCAUCGGCCGGCGACCAAGAUUUACCUCGAUCUACUUUCCAUCAAAUUAAUCUCAGUUUCCAUACAAGCUCCAUCUCUCUGAUGAGUCAGCAUUGUUAUGCUGACGUGGUUACGAAACUGAUUUGAUUGGACGCGAUUCACCGAAGGCU
This is a messenger RNA of Cucurbita pepo subsp. pepo (vegetable marrow), 1119 nucleotides long. RefSeq names its product RING-H2 finger protein ATL73-like. The record is from RefSeq and is a predicted model, not a curated record. Gene Ontology annotation, molecular function: transferase activity. Gene Ontology annotation, biological process: protein ubiquitination. NCBI's taxonomy places the organism in Eukaryota, Viridiplantae, Streptophyta, Magnoliopsida, Cucurbitales, Cucurbitaceae.